Molecule: messenger RNA, 1722 nt
Organism: Colletotrichum paranaense
Lineage: Eukaryota; Fungi; Ascomycota; Sordariomycetes; Glomerellales; Glomerellaceae
Product: ZnF3
Exons: 2
Biological process (GO): DNA-templated transcription
Cellular component (GO): nucleus
Molecular function (GO): zinc ion binding; DNA binding
Source: RefSeq, a predicted model, not a curated record
CGUAAGUGUCAAACUCGCGAGGGCCUCAUUGACUGCGUUUACUGCGACGAGAGGGGCAUCAAAUGCGAUCAAAGACCGCCCGAGGGGGGCUACUAUGAGCAACGAGAGAAUCAGCGUAAAGAACGCCUGGUAGAAGAGCGGAACCUAUCCGUACAUCAGCAAAGUAGUCACAACGCAGCAGCCGAAAGUGCAUCGUCUGCAUCUCAAAGUGGUGGCUGGUGCACCCAUUGUGAGACCACUUCACAUGCCGCCGCCGCACUGCCCAGUCUGCCGGUCCGGCUGGACCUCGUCAGACUCUACUUUGACUACAUCCAUGACCAGUUCCAUUCCCUCUUCCAUCGGCCGAGUUUCAUUGAGGAUGCACUCGGCGACCGAGUGCACCACAGCAUCCUUUUUGGUAUCUGCGCGCUAUCUGCGAGAUUCUCAACCGACCCGGAGUUUGCAGAUGUUGACCCUCGAGACAGAAGCCAUGCUUACAUACGGGCUGCCGAGGCACUGCUAAACCUACGUGAUGUAUCUCUCCCAACGAUACAACUCUGCGUGUUGAUAGGGGCAGCAUUGACUGCCAAUGGCGAUGGAGAAUCGGAAAACAUCUACUACGGCGUCGCAUGCCGCAUGGCGCAGCUGCUGGACCUACCAGGAAGACCGGCUACCAGUCUCUUGGAACGAGAGAUCAACAUACGGGGUAUGAUUGAGCCUCCAUUUCCCAUUGUUUACCCGUUGGCCACGUUCAUCUGUCACUGUGUUAUGCAAGGCACGAACUCAAAGCUGACAGGUCGAUUCCCAGUCUGGUGGUCGCUCUGCAUGAUCGACGUGUGGUCCUCCACUGCGGUGAAGUUACCCAAGCUGCUCCCGGCGAGAUCCGAUAUCCCCUUGCCUAUGGACGAUCUACCGUUUCUCUCGUUGAGCCGCAGCGGAUCCGGAGUAACGGGUACGGCAUCAGCCGCUCAAAGCUCUCAACUCCUCUCGCAGAUGGUGAGACUCAACAGGAUCCUGUUGGAUGUCAACGACUUUAACCAGCGUUGCGUUGCGGAUAAUCCUACCUGGGAUGUCCUCGAGGAGGGCGUUGAGUCUCUAAGCAUAAGAAUGGAAGACUGGCUCGCCGCACUCCCGGCGAAUAUGCGUGAUACCCCGGAAAACUUUGCCUGGUUUGCGGCCCGGGGCCAGGGCCGGACAUUUGCGGCCGUUUACCUAGGCUACUACCACUUUGGCCAGCUCUUGUAUUACCAGUUUCUCUAUGGCGCGGCGACGACGACAGCCAUCAACCCCACUGCCUCAGCCUCUGUCGCAAGGAGGGACUCGUACGCGAAGCGCUGCAAGGAACACGCGGCUCGGUUAUGUGACAUGGUCUACCGCGCCCAGACAACAGCCGGGUCGGACGUGCGGUACACGAUGACGGCGCAUGUACUCGUCAUUGCGUCGACGGUACAGAUUCACACACUCUUGUUCAGUGGGGAUGAGGCGGAUAUCAGUGUGGCUCGGAGGCGCCUGGAGAGAAAUUUCGAGUUGCUGAUGCAGCUACGGUGUUACUGGCCUACUACUGACCGGGCCAUCAGCCGUCUAAGAGCAUUCCAUCAGACGGCACGUACGAGCAUCGACACGAGUUUCGUUCUGGACCGUUGGAUGUUGAGGUUCCUGGUUGAGUUCGCGGAGCCAAUGGAAGAAAAGGAACGCGGAGACGGGGAGGCGAUGGAGUCAUUGUGGAUGGACGGGCCCCGGUGA